AUGACUGCAUGGCCUACUAGUUCUGCUGCCAACUUCUCUAGACUCUCACCAGAACCAGGGGUGAAAAUGAUCAUAACGCCGAAAGUUUUUUAUGCCACGUACGACACGAUGCCUCCUCCGAAUCAAGUGAUAAUGUUGACGUCCACGCACAGUGUCAUAAAGGAUCAUAAUCAAGUUGCGAAUCUUAAAACUUCUGGCCAUGUGACUGAGAAAUUUAUCAGAGUUGCAGGCAUUUUAAACAUCAAAGAAAUCGCAGGGCGAGUCCAAGGCUUGAGGAGAGAGAAGGAACCAGUUCGUAGUAAUGCACUAGAGGUGCUCGAUACAGCCGACACUGGUCGACUUGAGCAUCGAUUGGUGGAUCCCGAUGUCAAGCUACCAUGCGAUCUGACGCAAUGUCGAUUCCUCACUUCAAUGUUCGAACCACUUCUUGCCUUAGCAGAUACUAUUAAUGGAGGAAACCUCGCCACAAAUGGCUGUAUGAGCUCUCGAAUCCGACCAUCGUCCUCUGAUGCCGAUACUCCUGCCAUGGCCCAAUAUACAUGGUUUCACAGUAGCAACCUGCCUACUUGUGUGCAGGUAAUGCGCCAAGGCGUGAUCAACGACAUCAAGCGAGAUAGGAUCAAGCAACAAGAGAUGCAGCACCAGAGGCAGCAGUAG
Molecule: messenger RNA, 657 nt
Organism: Plasmopara halstedii
Lineage: Eukaryota; Oomycota; Peronosporomycetes; Peronosporales; Peronosporaceae
Exons: 10
Coding region: 1-657 (218 amino acids)
Source: RefSeq, a predicted model, not a curated record